AUGGUUCUCGCCGACACACUACUCUGCGUCAACUCGAUCAUCGGCUAUUUCUGCAAUGGAAUCCUGGUGUACUGUAUCCUGGCCACGCCCAAUUCCAGGAUGGGCACUUAUCGUACGCUGCAAUACGUUACCGCACGCAAUUUCCAGGUGACGUACAUUCGCGAUUUCUACGUCAUUUUCUACUCCUCGUCCUACUUGGGGCAAUGCGGGCUUGUGGGUUAUCUGGCCCUUUUGGCGUACUGCUCGCUGUUCGCCCAAUCCAACAUGCUGCUCGCCUUCCACUUUGUCUAUCGCUAUAUAUGCAUUUGCAGAACGGAACUGCUGCAAUUCCUGAACGAGCCGGUGAUGCUGAUGCCGGCGAUCGUGGCCUACAUGUUCUACACGUGGCUCUGGAUCAUCUCCGUUCAUCUGUUUAUGGGCAGCACCCCCGAUUUCCUGGGCCGAGUCGCCGCCGAUUUUCACGAAUUCUCCGGCUUUUGGCCAAACGAGACGGCCGUUGUUGGGAAUCAAUAUCUG
Messenger RNA from Mesorhabditis spiculigera, 516 nucleotides. The record is from the annotation of a GenBank genome assembly. NCBI's taxonomy places the organism in Eukaryota, Metazoa, Nematoda, Chromadorea, Rhabditida, Rhabditidae.